AUGGCGCCGACUCCGUCCUCGUCCACCGCCGGCUUCUUCCAGGCCCUGCCCGCCCUGCCGCCGCAGUACACGUCACCUGACGCCGCAGCACACAACGAGCCAAAUACCUCGCUGUCUGAUGACAGAGUAUUGGACCGUAUCUUGGAGCUCUAUCUGCCCCCGCAACGAGCAGUGGUCACGCAGCACCUGCACCGCGUGGCGCGCCUCGCGCUCGCCCCGCGCGUGCUCGCGCUCGCCACCGAGGCCGAAACUAACCACCCCGCGCUGCGCCCGCUGACGACCUUCGGGCAGGAGAACCGCGACGACGCGCUGUGGACGACCAGCGGGUGGCGCGCGCUGAAGGAGAUCGGGAUCGCCGAGGGCGUGGUCGCGGUUGCGUAUGCGCGGUCCGAAGAGACGGCGCGCGUGAAUCGCAGAGUGUACGAGUUUGCGCUGGGCCAUGUGUGGAGCGUGACGGGCACCAUGACGGGGUGUCCGAUGAGCAUGACGGAUGGCGCGGCGACGCUGUUGGCGCGGCGAUUGGGGGACGCGGAUGCGGACCAGAUCGGGCGGGUGCGGGUGCUCGAGGAGGCGUACCGGCGGCUGACGAGCCGCGAUCCGAAGUAUGCGUGGACCAGCGGGCAGUGGAUGACGGAGCGCAGCGGGGGGAGUGAUGUGUCGGGUACGGAGACGCUGGCGACGCGGCUCAGCAGUGAGGAGCUGGCGCGCGAUGAGGAGAGCGGGCGGAGCGAGGACGCCGUGGGGAUGCCGCUGGGGCCGUGGCGGAUCGACGGGUUCAAGUGGUUCAGCAGCGCUACCGACUCGGAGAUGGCUGUGCUGCUGGCGCGGACAGACAAGGGCAUCAGCGCCUUCUACAUGCCCAUGCGCCGGCGACGAGGCGGGCGUCCCGCCGCCGCAAACAUAGUCAACCUGGAAUCCCCCCCCGAGACGGAGCUUAACGGCGUCCGCAUCCAGCGGCUGAAGAACAAGCUCGGCACCAAGUCGCUCCCGACCGCGGAACUCGAACUGCGCGGCGCGCGCGCCUGGCUCAUCGGCACCGAAGGCCGGGGCGUGGCCGAAAUCGCCGCCGUCCUCAACAUCACGCGCCUCACGACCGCCGCCGGCAGCGCCGCAAACUGGUCCCGCGGCCUCGCCAUCUGCCGCGCCUACAGCCAGGUCCGCAAGGUGCGCGGCGGCCUGCUGCACGACAACCCCGCGCACCUGCGCUGGAUGGCCGACGAGACAGUCAAGUACCACGCCGCAGCGCACUUCACCUUCCUCGGCGUCGCGCUGCAGGGUGCACUCGAGCAGACGCCCAGCGCCGUGGUCGCAGCCACGAAAGCCGCGGCCCUCAUCCCGCGCGACCCGGCCGCGAUCGCGCUGCUGCUGCGGCUGCUGCUGCCGGUCCUCAAGGCGCAGGUAUCCGUGGCGUCGGUGCACGGGCUGCGGCAGUGCAUGGAGUGCCUGGGCGGCGUGGGGUACUGCGAGAACAACGAGGACGGCGGGCUGCUCAACGUGGCCAAGAUCUACCGCGAUAACCUCGUCAAUCCCAUUUGGGAGGGCACCGUCAGCGUCAUGGCCGAGGACGUGGUGCGCGUGCUGACCGACGCGCGUCUGGGCGGGGGGGAUGUCCUGCGCAACGUGUUUGCGCCGUGGGUGCGGGGCGUGCUGGACGGCUGCGACGCGGUGUUCGACGGGGAGAUUGUGCUGGUAAGGGACAGGGUGCAGGCGCUUCUGGGGCUGGUGGAGGGGAAGACGAAAGACGAGUUGCUGUACCGCGGAAGGGAGAUCCUGGAUCACCUCGAGGCUGUCGUGGCGGGAGCAGUGCUGCUGUACGACGCCACGGCCAGCCCGGGCUUUGUCGCGCAGGAGAUUGCGAGGCGGUGGGUGCGGUCAAAGGGACUGAAGGAGACGGAGCCCGAUGGCGUCGUGUCGUGGAAGGAGUCGGUGAGGAUUGACAAGAGCAUCUUCCUGGGCACGUCAAGCGUUGAAGCGCAAAGACUGGAGAAGCUGUGA
Molecule: messenger RNA, 1995 nt
Organism: Boeremia exigua
Lineage: Eukaryota; Fungi; Ascomycota; Dothideomycetes; Pleosporales; Didymellaceae
Exons: 1
Coding region: 1-1995 (664 amino acids)
Molecular function (GO): oxidoreductase activity, acting on the CH-CH group of donors
Source: RefSeq, a predicted model, not a curated record